AUGCCUCUGUUACACGGCAAGGAAGUCGGCCCCAUCGGCUUCGGGCUGAUGGAGAAAGAGAGAGAGAGAGAGAGAGAGAGAGAGAGAGAAAGAGAGAAAGAGAGAAAGAAAGAAAGAAAGAACCUCACGCUAACACCACCACCUCCCCAUCCCACUGCAGGCCUCACCUUCCGCCCCACGCCAGAAGCGCAAAGCUUCGCGACGCUCGACGCCGCCCUCCGCACGGGCUGCACGGCGUGGAACGGCGGCGAGUUCUACGGCCCACCCGACAACAACUCGCUCACGCUGCUGCGCCGCUACUUUGAUCCUGCGCGGCAUCAUGACGGGCAGCAGCACCAGCACGCCGCCGACGCCAUCGACGCCGCCGACGCCGUCUCCCUCAACAUCAAGGGUUGCGUGCUCGUGCAGCAGCAGCCGGGCGGGCAGGGGCCCGGGCUGAAGAUCGCGACGCGCCGCGCCGACGUGAUCCGCAGCGUCGACGCGUGCGUGGAGAUGCUCGGCGGCCCGCGCGGGGGGAAGAAGAUCGACGUCUUCGAGCCCGCGCGCAGGGACCCGGAGGUGCCGUUGGCGGAGACGCUGGGGGCGUUGGCGGAGAUGGUGCGGGAAGGGAAGAUCGGGGGCGUGGCGCUGAGCGAGGUGAGCGCGGCGACGAUCCGCGAGGCGGCGGGGAUGGUGCGGGUCGCGUCGGUGGAGGUGGAGCUGUCGUUGUGGCAGAGGGAGCCGUUGAGGAAUGGGGUCGCGGAGGCGUGUGCGGAGUUGGGGAUUCCGAUACUUGCGUACGGGCCGGUGGGCCAGGGCAUGCUGGCGGGCAAGUACAAGAGGUUCGAGGACGUGCCCGAGGACGACUACAAGCGGAGGGGCGGGUUCCCGCGGUUCCAGCGCGAGGCGUUCGAGAAGAACAUGGAGCUCGUGCGCACGCUGGAGAGGUUUGCGCGCGGCAAGGGGUGCACGCCGGCGCAGCUGGCCAUCAACUGGCUGCUGGCCCUCUCCAGGCGGCCCGGCAUGCCCGUCAUCAUCCCCAUCCCCGGCGCGACGACGCCCGAGCGGGUCGAGGAGAACUCGCGCAUCGUCGACCUGACCGACGACGAGAUGGACGAGAUUGACAGGAUCCUGGAGAGCUUCGAGGUCGUGGGGACGAGGUACCCGGAGCACAGCAUGCGCAUGAUGGACACGUGA
Molecule: messenger RNA, 1176 nt
Organism: Diplodia corticola
Lineage: Eukaryota; Fungi; Ascomycota; Dothideomycetes; Botryosphaeriales; Botryosphaeriaceae
Product: aldo keto reductase
Exons: 3
Coding region: 1-1176 (391 amino acids)
Cellular component (GO): cytoplasm
Source: RefSeq, a predicted model, not a curated record